AUGGAUCAUCUCCCACCAUUAUCACUUGAACUGCAACACUUGACGCCGCGCCUGAUCGUCCCGGGCGUCGCGGCGCCGUCGGCCACGCUCGCCGUGCCGGCCACGCCGUCGCCCAUCCCCCCGCUCCCCAACUCGCUCACCUUGUCCCCGACCAGUAACUACCCGGGCCCCUUCGGCAACGCGAGCCUGGGCGAGCAUCUCCGCGCGGGUGUGCGCCUGGUGAAUACCUCCCAGACACCCGUACGCGGCGCCAAGAUGAUGGUCGAGGUGCAGUCCCCGCAGGGACGUCACCGGCUCGGCGAGGUGAUACACGGCGCUGCCGAGAGGGAGGCCGGCACCGAGCCCAGUCACGCAGAGAGUAAAGCCUGGGACGACCUGCCGGCCCUGGAGCCCGGAGAGGGAGUCGAGGUGGCGGGCUCGCAUGAGAUUGCCGAGAUGGGCCAGCACAUCUUCAUCUGCAGCGUGGCCUGGGAGACGACAGAGGGGAGGAGGACGUUCCAGCGUUUCCUCAAGUUCACAACGCGCGUGCACACCCCGACGCACCCCAAUGCGUCGCACACUCACCGCCGGGGCGACGUCUACCUCGAGGUGCUGAUGCAGAAUGUAUCGCCCAGCGCGAUGCUGUUUGAGAGCGUCGUCCUCAACCCCGUCCCCGGUCUGGUGGCUCGCAGUAUUGGCGUGGGAGAAGCCGCAGCGGCGGGCGUGGUGGAUCUCGCAGACGACGAGUCGUCCAACGACCCACCCUCGCUCUUGCCGUCGGACACUAGCCAGCGGCUAUUCGUCCUAUCGCCUACGGACGAUGGCAGCUACGUGCCCGUCUCACCGCCCACGGACGCCGCGGAAGUAGCUGCUCUGGAGACGACCAACUCGCUGCCCCUCUCGGCGUUCCCUCCAAACUAUGCGACGGGUACGGUCCUCCCUCUGGGCCGACUGGACAUUGCCUGGGUCGCAGGACAGUAUCGCGAGCGCGGCAGAUUCCAGACCAGCAUGCUAAACCGUCGAACCCCUGCAGCCCCCAUUGCCCCGCUCAGCCGCCCCGGUACACCUGUAAGGCAGGUUAUCGGUGCUGGCGCACUACCGGGUUCGGCGCGUAACUCGCUCCUCAGGCCCCUCCCGGCGUGGGACUUUGACUUGACGGUCGACAGCCUGCGGUCCGUCGCGGCCGAAGACGAGUUUACCGCCAAGCUCUCCAUCGCUGUCCGCUCCAACCCCGUGACAGACGAGAGUGCCAGCCCACCACCUCCCCUGCAGCUUGGUAUCCAGCUUCUCUCGCCGGCCUCAAUCUCACCCCCGUCAGUCCCUUCGUUCCAUGUCCGCCCGCCCAGUCGCGUCGGCACGCCGACUCGUCCGGCCUCUCCUGCACCCGUGGCGCGUUCGCCCGCCCCCUCAAGGCCAAUGACACCGGUCAGCGCACAGUUGAGGCACGCGGCAGUGUCCAACAUUGCGUCUCCAUCCCUGUCCCCCACUCCCGUCUCGUCAUUCACCCCGCCGCCACCUCCGCCCGCUACUGCCUUCCCGCCUGCGCCGGUCGGCGGGAUCACGACCAAGCGCGGUGCACACCUGCCGCCAACAGGCAAGGUCGUCGCGCUGGGCGCGUCCCUCGUCGCUCCCUCGCCCGCCGAGUGGGUCCUCACUCGCGAGCGUGCCGGAACGACAUAUGCCGCCGAGGCCCCCGGCACGACUGUGCAUCGUCGUUGGGAGGCGCGGUACGAGAUUGACGUAAAGUUCCUGGCACUCAAUGAAGGCCUGGCAGAGCUGGGUGGGUGCAGGGUGCUCCUCAUGGACGAGGGGAUGACCGGUAAGGAAUGGGACAGCCUGGGUGAUGUCUGGGUUGUCGACGAGUAG
Molecule: messenger RNA, 1845 nt
Organism: Apiotrichum porosum
Lineage: Eukaryota; Fungi; Basidiomycota; Tremellomycetes; Trichosporonales; Trichosporonaceae
Exons: 3
Coding region: 1-1845 (614 amino acids)
Cellular component (GO): TRAPPIII protein complex
Source: RefSeq, a predicted model, not a curated record